AUGUCUCGAAGAUCAUCCAGAAACACGUCUGUGGUUUCCUCGAGGGAUGGAUAUAUUCCCCAAUCCGAUGAGUUAAUCUUGCCUAGUGUUCCAGUCGAUGAACACAUUCUGCACGACCUAGUGCACCCACAUCAACAGUCAGAACGCACGCUCGUGGACCAGGAUAGGUCGUUCCAGCUUGACCGAGAAGACGAAGAACACGACGAAGAAGUUACAGCAUGGAAGGUACUGCCGUGGUGGAAAAGACCGUCCCCCUACUGGUUGGUAUUUGCCACGCCUCUGGCAUCGAUAGGCUUCUCUGCAGUCAUUGGUCCUCGGGUGGAGAUGUAUACUGUUCUCGCAUGUCGUGUUCAUGCGCCCGGGAAUGAGUUACAGUAUGAUCCGAACGACACGCUACAGAGUCUAGCUCAGCUACAUUCAAUGUUAUCCAUGAACGCGGCGAGGACCCUACAUGACGGAUCGACUCUAUAUGACCCCAGUGCCCCAGUUGUGUCUCCUCAGCCUGUGUCUCUAUACGUCCCCGCAGAUACAGGCCACCAACAGUCACACAUCCCCAACCGCGACCAAUGCGCGUCCGACCCAGUCGUGCAAGCUGCCGUCGCGCAAUUGUCUGCAGUUCUGAACACUACUAUGGGUAUUUUGAGCUGCCUCUCAACCGCUUGGUGGGGUUCGCUCGCAGACCGUUUUGGUCGAACAUCAGUCAUGGGCAUCUCGAUGCUCGGUUUGCUUGCUAAUGAUUUAAUUUUUAUUGUCACUGCAUUCUUUGUGGAAAGGCUCCCGGGCGGAUACUGGUUCUUGAUACUCGGGUUUGCAUUGGACGGUAUGGUUGGUGGGAUGACCACUGGGAUUGCGGCUUCCCAUGCCUAUCUCGCCGACAGUACCCAUCGUUCUGAGCGAUCUGGUAUGUUUUCUCUAGCAUUGGGCACCAUGUUUUUUGGUGUAGCCCUCGGUCCUGUCAUUGGAGGCAUCUUGAUUCGGGCGACGGGCUCGACACUUUCCACGUUCUAUUUAGCUGCAACUGUCCACGCGCUGCACGCUGCUUCCAUGUUUCUGAUCAUCCCCGAAUCCCAGACAAAAGCGAGAGCAUUUGGCGCCCAGAAAAGACGACAGGCGUCACUUGAAAGGCGGAAUGAUGGCACUCUGAGGGUUGCAUCCCUCUUAAAGGGUGCCAUGAGGUUCUUCAGCCCUCUAGCGGUUCUCCUGCCUGAGCCUAUUAGUGUUGACGGAAAUCCACUCAAACGCUCCAAGAGAGAUUGGAGUUUAUGCUUCAUCGCUGCUAGCUAUGGAUUCACCAUGUCCCUGAUGGGUCUGGUGACGUACGUAUUACAGUAUGCUGUAGGAAAUUUUAAGUGGUCAUCGGAAACGAUUAGCUACUACGUGGCCUUCACUGGAGCUGUUCGUGCACUGUUCUUGGCUGUCAUCUUGCCUGUUAUCAUCAAGCUUCUGAAGCCGACGCCCGUGCAGCUCCCUACUGCCCCAGAUGAGCCACUUCAGAACUUGUCGUCACAGACCCAUCCAAGUAGGCAGAACAACGCAAAACCACCCUCUCAUUCCUCGAAAUUUGAUCUCAAUCUCGCUCGAAUCUCUGUCGUUCUUGACAUUCUUGCGUUCGUGAUAAUGAUAUUUGCUUCCAAUGGUCUCGUCUUCGCCUCCGGAUCUAUCUUGCAAUCACUAGGCGCCGGGUACUCGCCUGCUGUCCAAGCAUUCGCGCUCGAUGUUUACAACAGAAGAGGAGGAAAGGGUGAAGCUGGAAGGCUUUUUGGCGCCAUUAGUGUUGUACAAGCUCUCGGUUCUCAGAUCCUGGGUCCCGCAAUGUUUGGCUUUGUGUAUUACAAGACCGUCGCGACCUUCCCUGGUGCAAUUUUUGUUUUGACCGUGGUGCUGAUGAUAAUUUCUCUCGUCUUGCUAGCACUAGUGCACCCACCUACGAGCGAGGAUGAUGUUGAAGGUACAGUUCCAGUGACCCGUGUUGAGAUAACUCGGGAGGAUACUCUUGUUCUCAUUGAUGAUGAUGAAGAGCCGAGAGGAUGUGACACUCAGAAGUCAACAUAG
Messenger RNA from Suillus subaureus, 2052 nucleotides. RefSeq names its product major facilitator superfamily domain-containing protein. Lineage: Eukaryota; Fungi; Basidiomycota; Agaricomycetes; Boletales; Suillaceae. The record is from RefSeq and is a predicted model, not a curated record. Gene Ontology annotation, cellular component: membrane. Gene Ontology annotation, biological process: transmembrane transport. Bases 1 to 2052 code for a protein of 683 amino acids. Gene Ontology annotation, molecular function: transmembrane transporter activity. The transcript has 10 exons.